Molecule: messenger RNA, 1767 nt
Organism: Chenopodium quinoa (quinoa)
Lineage: Eukaryota; Viridiplantae; Streptophyta; Magnoliopsida; Caryophyllales; Amaranthaceae
Exons: 7
Coding region: 1-1767 (588 amino acids)
Source: RefSeq, a predicted model, not a curated record
AUGAAGAAGAUAUGGACCAAUGUUCGUACUUGCAGGGGGUUAGAGACAUAUAACCCUAUAUGUAAUGUGAAAUGGGCAGCUAAUAAAGUGAUGGUGGACAUUAGAGCUAAUCCUAACAUUCCAGGAAAGGCUUUAAAUGAAUUGUUGUUUAUGAGAUUUGGUGUUUAUAUGAAGCAGGCUACUCUAUACAGGUUGAAGAAUUAUGUCAUUAAUAUGUUGUUUGGGGGACAUGAUGAGUCCUAUGCUAAGUUGCCAAUGUAUGCUGAAGUUGUGAAAUAUACUAACCUAGAGUCAAAAGGCUUUCUUAGGGGUUGCAGACCUUUGAUUGGUGUUGAUGGAACACAUUUGAAAGGAAACUAUGGAGGUAUCCUUCUGACAGCUGCUGGAUUAGAUGGAAAUAAUGAGAUAUUUCCAAUAGCUUAUGCCAUAGUGGGCCAAGAAGAUAAAGAGACCUGGUCAUUUUUCUUCUGGCAUUUGCUAAACAUUGUCAAAGUGUCUUCAAGGAAGGAUUGGACAAUAAUUUCAGAUAGGCAGAAGGGAGUGGACUUGGCUUUGACUCAACUGUGGCUUGAAGCAGACAGGAAAUAUUGUUGUAGGUAUUUGACUAGGAAUUACAAAAAGUCUUUCCCUGGUCUACUUAUGUACAUAUUGUUUUGGAGGGCCUGUCAUGCCACUUCAUUUUUCACCUUUAGGAAGGCCAUGGAAAGGCUUCAAAAGGAAGGAGGGGAUGAUGUGAUAGAUGAAAUGGUUUGCAGACUUGGCUUCAACUCAACACUUGGGAUAGACAGGUGCAAACCUGUGUUAACUCUACUUGAAGGGAUCAAAAGAGUAUGCAUGGUUAGGCUUGCAACAAGACAUGAAAAUGCCAUGAGUUGGAAAGAUGAUGACAUAUGCCCGAAGAUUGCAAAAUUAGUGAAGGCAUUGGCAAAGCUAGCUCAACUUGCAAGGCUUAUAAGUCAAAGCCUGGAGAAUAUGAAAUACAUGAGGGAAAGAAUCCCAUGUCGGCAUGCAAUUAGAGAACUAGUGGAUGGAAAGUUAGAUCCACAUGAGUACGUAAGUUUGUGGUACUCCAUUAAAACAAACAAGCAAGCUUACAGUGUUGGAAUAAACUCUGUUCCUGAUCAAGACCAGUGGCCAGAAAGUGAAGAUGGGAGAGUUAUAGAGCCACCAAAGAUGAAGAAGGGGAUUGGAAGACCUAGUAGAAACAGAAGAAGAGAAGAAGGUGAGGAACAACCAGGAAAAAUAUCAAAGACUGUGAAAUGUUCUAAAUGUGGGUGCUUUGGAUACAACUCAAGAACAUGUAAAGGGGGGCUCACUGGGAAGAAGUUAAAGGCAAGUGAGCCUGUUGUGAUACAGAAUCCAAGGGUAAGAGAUCCAUCCAAUGCAUCAAAGUCAGCUAAGGAAGCUACUCAGACAAUUCUUACAGCCUCACAAUUGCAGAGCAAAGAAGCUCAUGAUGAUGCUGGACCUGCUAUUGUCAUGUCUUAUUAUUUGGUUUCAGGUUCCUCCGCAAUGCCUUUUGUCUUCUGCUACACAGAAUACGUAGUAGGAAUUCCCGUUGCAGGUGGUUCAUUUGCUUAUCUAAGAACAGGAUUAGGAGAUUUUGUUGCAUUCAUAGCAGCAGGUAACACUCUGUUAGAAGGAAUUGUUGCGAGUGCAGCAGCAGGUUACAAUACACUUAUUUUCACCAAAUUUAUUCUAUUUCAUUACUUUAACCGAAACUCCAUUACAUAUCAUAAGAUGCCAACACAAAUUACUUCACUUUAA